Messenger RNA from Tinamus guttatus (white-throated tinamou), 2211 nucleotides. The record is from RefSeq and is a predicted model, not a curated record. NCBI's taxonomy places the organism in Eukaryota, Metazoa, Chordata, Aves, Tinamiformes, Tinamidae.
AUGGGUUCUUCCCUCCCGCACUAUGACCAGAGCCAGCGAGUCGGCAACUGCAGAGGGAGCCGCUUUUGUGUUCCCAGAUCGCAUUUUUGGUUUCGUGAAUGUGAACAGCAGCAGGCACUGUGCAGCCAGUGCAGCGUGGCUAUGUGUUCCAGCACCUGUGGCUUCCACCAGUGCCACCUGGGGCUGGCAAUAAUGUGGCCGGUGGCAUCACAGUGCGUGGGUGGCUCCACAGGGUUCCAGCACCUUCCGCCAGCGGCGCUGCCGGCAGUUCCGCGGCCUCUAGCGCUGCCGUGUGCUGCAGCAUCCCUGAGGGCAGGAUAUUCCAGCCACGUGGAGGUGGAAUCCACCUCCUUUGUCAGAAAUAUCUUCAAUGGGCAGCUCGUACCGACCAACGUUUUCCCUUUCCCCUCAGCUCUUACAGAGGAGGAAACGCAGUCCCUGCAAACCUUGCUGCAUCCCUGCACUCGCUUCUUUGAGGAGGUGAACAAUCCUGCUGCAAAUGAGAAGCUGGAGUCCAUUGAGGAGGCUACCUUGGCAGGGCUGAAAGACCUGGGAGCCUUUGGGCUGCAGGUGCCUGUGGAGCUGGGGGGCACUGGACUGAAGAACAGCCAGGUAAGGAGCCUGCUGGCCAGGGCCCUGUGCAGGUGGGGCUGUAUUCUCAGUGUAGAGGGGACAGCAGCAUCACGCUGCUGCUGCCCCGACCCUCCUGCUGCCCGCAGGCUGGCAAGGGCGACUGUUGGAGCACGCAGGGGCACCACACGGCACGUCUGGAGCAGGCUGCGCCCUCUCCCGCAGUACGCACGCGUAGUGGACCCGGAGCAGAAGGAGAAGUACACCUGCCCCAUUGCCUCUGGGGAGGCCGUAGCUGCCUUCUGCCUGACGGAGCCCACCAGCGGCUCGGACGCGGCCUCCAUCCGCACUGUGGCCGACCUCAGCCCCUGUGGCAGGUUCUACACCCUCAAUGGAGAGAAGAUCUGGAUCAGUAACGGGGGGAUAGCUGAGAUCUUCACUGUGUUUGCCAAGACACCGAUAAAAGUGGAAACAGGUGAAAUGAAAGAAAGAAUUUCUGCUUUCAUCGUGGAGCGAGCGUUUGGGGGAGUAACCAGUGGCCCUCCAGAGAAGAAGAUGGGGAUCAAGUGCUCCAAUACAGCUCAGGUUCACUUUGAUAAUGUGAAAGUGCCUGCAGAAAAUCUGCUAGGGGGCCUUGGGAAAGGCUUCAAGGUGGCAAUGAACAUCCUGAAUAACGGCCGUUUUGGGAUGGUAUCUGCCCUGGCCGGGACCAUGCGAGGAGUGAUCGUCAAAGCCGCAGACCAUGCCGCUAACCGCACGCAGUUUGGAGACAAGAUUAGCAACUACGGGGCCAUUCAGGAGAAGAUUGCCCGGAUGGCCAUGCUCCACUACGUCACGGAGUCCAUGGCCUAUGUGCUGAGUGCCAACAUGGACAUGAAGGUGCCCGACUACAAGCUGGAAGCUGCCAUCAGCAAGAUUUUUGCUUCAGAAGCAGCCUGGCAUGUCACGGAUGAGGUCAUCCAGGUCCUCGGAGGAAUGGGAUACAUGCAGGAGGCAGGCAUUGAGAAGAUCAUGAGGGACUUGAGGAUUUUCCGCAUCUUUGAGGGCACCAACGACAUCCUCCGGCUGUUUGUGGCAUUGACAGGCGUCCAGUAUGCUGGAAGCUGCUUAAAGAACCUGCAGAAGCGCCUCAUGAGCCCGCUUGGGAACGUGCGCGCUGUCCUCCGAGAAGUGGGGUGGAGAGCGAAGCGAAAAGUAGGGAUCUCUUCUGGCUUCUCUCUCCAGGGACUUGUUCAUUCAGACCUCAACAGCAGUGCAGUCCAGCUCACGACGGCUGUGGACCUGCUGGGGGAAGCCGUGGAGAGCCUCCUGCUGACGCUGGGUGCCAGGCUCCCAGAUAAGCAGUUCCACCUGAAGCGCGUGGCCGAUGCCGCCAUAGAUAUGUAUGCCAUGGCCGUGGUGCUCUCCAGGGCCAGCCGAGCCUUAACUCUGAAGCUGGUGUCUGCCGAACAUGAGAAGCUGCUGUGCCGGACGUGGUGCCAGGAGGCGUACGAGCGAGUGAAGGCAAAUCUGCGAGCCGUGAAGUCGUCCACGUGGAAUCAGUCCUGCAGUAACAUGAAGCUCAUAUCGCAUGCGGUGGUGCAGAACAAGGGGGUCUACACCACCCAUCCCCUCGACAUCUGCAGGGAUCCUGCCUUGUAG